ACAACAUCCAUGGUCAUGUCGAAGGUUUGAUUCAAGAGAUAUGUCUCUAGCAGAUUUCUUGCCAUGAGCCACCCUGCUCGAGAUGAUCUGCUCAAGACGGAAUCUCUGCGUGACUUGCUACCCUGCCCAAGGCGACAAGCGAAUGUCUAUGAUGCCGCAGCUGGUCGUGUUUCUUCCUCUGGAUUCCGUCCUCGAAUACUUCUCAACCAGAACCUUGUGGCUUCUAUCUCAUCCGUUCCUGUUACACCGGAGGAAGUUCUUUUCCGCCGUGUGAAUGCGCCAGUGAGAUACGCAGAGAAUGACAUCUACUUCGCCAAUGAGCGUCUCGCACCUGACCAACGAUUACCGGAUUCCGAUAUUCUGAAAGCUAUUCACACUUACGCCUCCGAUUUCUAUGCAAAUGCGACUCUUGAUCAAGGGCAUGCAGAUUGGCAGAGUAUGGAUGAAACGGCACUGAUUGCAUUAGGGAUACUCCUUGAAGAAGCCGCCAAUGAAUCACUGGGCGAAACCGGUGAUAUGGUGUUUGUUGAAGGGGAGGAGAUAACUGAUCCUGAAGAACACUUUACUCAUCCUUCCUCCGCGAGCUGUGGUCGCAAGCGGAUUACUGUGGCAAGUCGUAGCGCAAUCAGGGGAGAAAAGUUCGCCAGGCCACGAAAAACUAGAACGAAAAGACGCCGCAGAGCUGAUUUGGACCGCUCCACGGAACCCGAAUAGAAACUGCUUGGUGGACCAUUCCAUAUGCCAGAAAGUACUCGGUAUUCUUGGUCACAAUUUUCGGGAUGGUCAACUUAAACUUUUCACGAUGGAGGGCUGAUCGAGGGCCUUAAUUUUGCGCUGUAAGCUACCAUUGCUAAAUGGAAUAUUCUUUGCCAUUUUUGCGUGGAUUUAAGCUAGCUGCCCCAUGGAUACUAAGUCCCACCUUUCGUGGACUGUGUCUCUGAUCGGUUUUCGUGAUGGCACCCUGGGUAUCGAUUCACUGCGUACACUGGGUCAUGUCUGGUAUAACUUCAAAAACCACCCGAGUUGUUGGAACCAGCUCAGCUUCUGCUCCCGUUCUUCUGCAGUUACAACAACUUGACAUCCUCACGGGUCGUUUGCUUAUGGUCUCCGCUACUUCCCGUGCCAUAUAAUUUUCGCCUCUCUCACCCAUCUCUCCAAUAUAACUCCAGUUAAAGGCUCCGACUAUAUUCAUAUAGUGACAAAACAUGAGGAUAACUUGGCUUAUUUCUACGACUACUGUGUGUUUGGGUGGAGUUUGAACCACAAUCGCCAAAUAGCAUACGACCAAACUACCCUUGCGAGACCGGGAGUUGCGAUUUUAGGUCCUCGACAUACCCGAAUCCCCGAUACUGUUGUGCAGUCAAUGGGUACCGGUGCCUUCAUCUCUUCAAAGAAUAUUCUGUAAAUUCAGAAUCUGCCACAACGGUUACAUAUGGCUCCCAUUCUUUAUGCUUUUGGGAACCAUUAUUAUUUCACUAAGAAGGGAAACGUCCGUUUUAUUUCGAGGAUGUGUUGGGGGUUCAGCUCCCAAGUUCUUGCGAGAAUAUUCCUUUCGAUAAAAUGUUCCGUCUCUAGCUUGAGUUGGUUACACCACGACGGUGCUUUUCACUUUUUGAUCAUUAUCUGUAUUUGCGUGUCGACUGUUUCAAAAGAACUAUGUUGCUAUUAGAGGUUCCCGACAUCGGGAUUGGUUAUAUUAUUUGUAGCAACCAAGUUACAGGAUGUUCUGUCGAGAGUUACUUCCUCCGUUUGCGUGCGUGCCUUUCUCUCGUCCUCAUCCUCAUAAUGCUUGUUCAAUUCCUGGUGACGCAAACAAGUUCUGGAUUUCCUCUCUCUUUUCUUCUUUUUUCGAUUCCAGCUUCCACCACAUAUAGUCUAAAACGGCUAUGCCCAUGUGUUUCUCGUGAUCUUCUUUCUAGGAAACUUAGAUACCCAUGAUGUCGUUUUCUUUUGCACCUGGGCGACGGCGAAUAUGGUACGAGUAUACGAGCUCAUGUUUGAAUAUCGAAAGGAGACCUUCCCCCUUUC
Messenger RNA from Histoplasma capsulatum G186AR, 2028 nucleotides. RefSeq lists its product as uncharacterized. NCBI's taxonomy places the organism in Eukaryota, Fungi, Ascomycota, Eurotiomycetes, Onygenales, Ajellomycetaceae. The transcript is spliced from 2 exons. The record is from RefSeq and is a predicted model, not a curated record. Gene Ontology annotation, biological process: nucleolar large rRNA transcription by RNA polymerase I. Gene Ontology annotation, molecular function: RNA polymerase I cis-regulatory region sequence-specific DNA binding. Gene Ontology annotation, cellular component: RNA polymerase I upstream activating factor complex. Bases 64 to 714 code for a protein of 216 amino acids.